AGAAUUAGAUGACGCUCUUAAAUAUUAUCGUUAUCACACGCUUAAUCCGGAUCAACUAUUCAGUGUGCUUUCUAGCCGUUUUAAUAUAAAAUUUGUUGCAAUGGACAAUCCCAGUCAAACAAUAAGAAGUAAUGUUGGACCAUGUGAGCGAUUCAGAGACAUCUCACGUAGGUUAACUCGACAGAUCAAUAGAACCACAAUGGCUCGAGAUCAUCUGAGUGCUCGUCGUCGUCACAUUCCCACAGAAUCUCUGGAGCCAGAAACUUCUCGCCGUCAUAUUGUACCUUCAGCAAUACAACAAGGCUUCUCUACUCUGGAAGAGCUUUUUGCUGACGAGCCUGAGACUUUUACAAAUGAGCCAAGUAAUAAGAAGCGCAGAGUACAUCAGAGUUCUUCAACAAGUUCUGAUACUCAAGAGAUCGAGGGUAGCACAUCACGAAAUGAGAGGGGAGAAUCUUCUGGAACAUCUCGUCGUCAUGGGAUACCUUUGGUUCAACAUAGUUUUUUGGAAGAAUUGUUUGAAGAUGAACCAGAUUUAUUCGGAGAUAUACCAGAAUACAUGAUGGGACGCAGGUCUCAACAAGUUGGCGAGGGAUCAGCUAAUCAAGGAGAAGCAAGUACAUCAACACGAAAUGCAAGAGAAGAUGCGGUAACCAGUGAUAAAAAUGGGACUGAUGGUGAGGGUGAAUCAGAAGGUUCAUUCGAAAUUGGUCGUCGUCGUUUAGAUAAUUUAACAGAAGUCAUUUUAGGUGGUAGGG
This is a messenger RNA of Racocetra fulgida, 758 nucleotides long. The record is from the annotation of a GenBank genome assembly. Lineage: Eukaryota; Fungi; Glomeromycota; Glomeromycetes; Diversisporales; Gigasporaceae.